Molecule: messenger RNA, 690 nt
Organism: Nakaseomyces glabratus
Lineage: Eukaryota; Fungi; Ascomycota; Saccharomycetes; Saccharomycetales; Saccharomycetaceae
Gene: YSA1
Product: ADP-ribose diphosphatase
Biological process (GO): nucleoside phosphate metabolic process; ribose phosphate metabolic process
Cellular component (GO): nucleus; cytosol
Molecular function (GO): ADP-ribose diphosphatase activity
Source: RefSeq, a predicted model, not a curated record
AUGUUUGGUAGAAGAGUAGCUAUAUCAGGUCACAGAUUUUUAUCGAGGAUGAUUAGUGCUAAGGGGAAACCAGAGGCUGCCAAGAUUGUUCAAAAGAGUCAAGUUAAGGAUACUAGUGAAUGCAAAUGGAUUGGUUUGGAGAAGAUCACGUACAAAGAUCCGAAUGGUAAUGAGCGGGUGUGGGACUCCGCUGUGCGUAUGACCAGAAGCACAGGUGAGAUAGAUGGUAUUGGUAUCCUUGCGAUUUUGAAGUUCCCUGAUGGCAAACCAGACGAAAUUGUGUUACAGAAGCAGUUUAGACCACCUGUUGAAGGUGUAUGCAUUGAGAUGCCUGCUGGUUUGAUUGAUGCCAAUGAGGAUAUCGACACCGCUGCUUUAAGGGAGCUAAGAGAAGAAACUGGUUACAUUGGUAAAAUUGUUAAUAAGAGUCCCGUGAUUUUCAAUGAUCCAGGUUUUACAAACACAAAUCUAUGCCUCGUGACAGCAGAAAUUGACAUGAGUCUCCCAGAGAAUCAAAAUCCUGUCACAGAAUUAGAAGAGAACGAGUUCAUAGAAUGCUUUAGUGUUCCACUUAAGGAGUUUCCCGAAAAAAUGAUCGAGCUUGAUAGCCAAGGUUAUAAGUUAGAUGCGCGUGUCCAGAAUGUGGCACAAGGGAUAAUCUUGGCCAAUCAAUUUAACAUUAGCCAAUAA